GUUAUUGCAAUAAUAUGAAAAGUAUUAUUAGUAAGAUUGAGAAGAAGAGAGUGAUUCAUAGCUUCAAAGUUGGGUUAUGUUUAGUUUUGGUGUCUCUUCUUUACACCGUCGAUCCCAUUUUCCGGCACGUCGGAGAAAAUGCCAUCUGGGCCAUCAUGACCGUCAUCGUCGUCUUCGAAUUUUACGCAGGUGCGACGCUAGGAAAAGGGAUUAACCGAGGGAUAGGGACGAUGGUAGGAGGGGGGAUAGGGUGUUUGGUGGCAAUUCUAGUCGAUAAAAUCGGAGGAAAUGGUAGCAUGGGAAAACCUAUAGCCAUUGGGAUUUCGGUUUUCAUUUUUGGGCUCGGGGCAACAUAUUGUAGAUUAGCGCCGAGUAUGAAGAAAAGAUACGACUACGGCUUUAUGAUUGCCAUUUUGACGUUCAACUUGGUCGUGGUUCCCGAUGCACAAGAUGAUUCCGGAAAAGUAGUUGAGGUGGCGCUCGAUCGAUUGGCGACCAUUGGAAUGGGCUUCGCCGUAUGUAUAUUGGUUAGUUUGUUUGUUUUUCCUAUGUGGGCUGGCGACGAACUCCAUUGCUCUACUGCAACUAAGUUUCGAAAAUUGGCUGAUGCUAUUCGAGGGUGUACGGACGAGUACAUGAGAGUGGGAAAUGAGAAGAACAAAAAAGAAUCAUCGAAAUCAUCAGAUUACAUGCAAGAUUGCAACUUUCUCCUCAACUCAAAAUCCUCUGAUGAUUCACUGGCAAAUUUUGCAAAAUGGGAACCAAAUUGGCAUGGCAAGUUUGGGAAAUACUAUCCUUUGGAAAAAUACCUCCAAAUUGGAGACCAUCUAAGACACCUUGCUGCUAUCAUUCUUGCCUUAGACCAUUGCCUCCAUUCCCCUAAACAGGUAGUGGCAAAGCAAAGGAGGGAGACACUAAAAGAAACAAGUGAGAAUUUCAGUAUGUGCAUUGGAUUUAUAUUAAAAGAGUUUGGAGAAGGUUCGGAGAGAAUGGACAUGUCACAAAUUAGCCCCCUUUUUAUAAACCCUAAAUUGCAAUCCCUAAAAGUGCAAAUUUCAUCCACCCUUAACGAUUAUGGCAAUCAUGAUCACCAUCUUGCUACACUCAAUUUCUUGUUCUUGGAGAUUGUAGAUUUGGUGGAAGAACUUGCCAAGUUCUUGCAAGAACUUGGCCAAGAAUCACAUUGCAAGAAAACCAAUAUUGAUCAUGUAUAA
This is a messenger RNA of Andrographis paniculata, 1214 nucleotides long. Its product is annotated as aluminum-activated malate transporter 13-like. The record is from RefSeq and is a predicted model, not a curated record. The transcript has 5 exons. Gene Ontology annotation, cellular component: plant-type vacuole membrane. NCBI's taxonomy places the organism in Eukaryota, Viridiplantae, Streptophyta, Magnoliopsida, Lamiales, Acanthaceae. Gene Ontology annotation, biological process: malate transport. The coding region runs from base 15 to 1214 and encodes 399 amino acids.